UGCAGAACGAAACAGUAACAUCACACAGCCUGGUUUACGGUCCACGCUGCGUGGAGAGGCGUGCCCGUCUUUAGUAGGAGUGUAACUACAACGACACGUUUGAGUUACGUUCCGUCAGCUUCUCGUUAAUUGUCGAGGAGCUGACGCUAACGUCCGUUUUAUCCCAACUUGUUUUGUUUUUUUAAACAAUUUCAGUUGUUUCUAAUCACAUUUAAAUAACACAUUUAAAUAUGGACGCGAGCAACGCAACUUAGUAACUGAGCUUCUAAGCGAGGUUAGAAGAUGUGAUGGAGCCAUGUUCCAGAGCAGUAACCGGCUCCUUCAGCGCUGCUAAUGUGAGCUGCCCACGGGCUCAUGGUGGCUUUUAAACCGGGUCUUGUCUUUCGCAUCAGGCGCACCACACCAGAGAAGUUUUACAUAGAAGCUUGUGAUGAUGGCUCCGUGGAUGUCCUGGCUAUUGACAGGGUGUCAACUGAGAUGACUCUAACAGUGAGACAGGAUGUCCCUGCAUCAGCUGAGACCAGGCCAAUAUGUGGACUGAUGGGAACUAUACGCUUAGUGGCAGGCAUGUACCUGGUUGUCAUCACAAAGAAGAGGAAGGUGGGAGAUCUGCUGGGCCAUGCUGUGUGGAAGGCUCUGGACUUUGACGUAAUCUCCUAUAAAAAGACAAUACUGCACCUCACAGACAACCAGAUGCAAGACAACAAGACCUUCCUGUCCAUGAUUAACAGCAUGCUUCAUGCAGACGGUUUCUACUUUGCAACCGACUAUGAUCUGACACACACUCUGCAGCGCCUGGCAAACACCAGCCCAGAGUUUCAGGAGAUGAGCCUUCUGGAGAGGGCAGAUCAGCGAUUUGUGUGGAACGGACACUUGUUGAGAGAAUUCAUAGCACAGCCAGAGCUGCACAUGUUUGUGUUUCCUGUUGUCCACGGCUUCAUCACUGUGAAGUCGAGCUGCAUCAGUGGAAAGGUGUUUGAGUGGAGCGUUAUCUCCAGGAGGAGCUGUUUCAGAGCAGGGGUCCGCUACUAUGUCCGAGGCAUUGAUUCAGAAGGACACGCUGCUAACUAUGUGGAAACAGAGCAGAUAGUGCAGUACAACGGUGCAAAGGCUUCUUUUGUUCAGACCAGAGGCUCCAUCCCCUUCUACUGGUCCCAAAGGCCUAAUCUCAGGUACAAACCAAAACCACAGAUCAGCAAAACAGUCAACCAUCUGGACGGAUUCCAGAGACACUUUGACUCCCAGAUCAUCCUCUAUGGAAGACAAGUCACUUUGAACUUGAUAAACCAAAAAGGCUCAGAAAAGCCGUUGGAGCUGGCAUUCGACAACAUGGUCACAAACUUGGGUAAUGGCUUGAUCAAGUACAUAGCUUUUGACUUUCAUAAGGAGUGCAGCCACAUGAGGUGGCACCGCCUUCAGAUCUUACUGGACAUGGUUGCUGAAAUGCAGGAUGACUUUGGAUAUUUCCUAGUGGAUGCAGAUGGAAAGGUGCUGUUAAAUCAGGAGGGAACUUUUCGGAGCAACUGCAUGGACUGUUUGGAUCGUACAAAUGUCAUCCAGAGCCUGCUGGCCCGACGCUCUCUUCAGUCACAGCUGCAGAGGAUGGGAGUUCUCCACAUAGGCCAGCGGAUUGAAGAGCAGACAGACUUUGAGAAGAUGUACAAGAAUGCCUGGGCAGACAAUGCUGACGCUUGUGCCAAGCAGUAUGCUGGAACUGGUGCCUUAAAGACUGACUUCACUAGGACAGGGAAGAGAACACACUGGGGACUGCUGAUGGACGGCUGGAACUCGAUGAUCCGAUAUUACAAAAACAACUUCUCUGAUGGCUUUAGACAGGAUUCCAUCGAUUUAUUUCUGGGGAACUAUGCUGUCGAUGAAGCUGACUGGACCACUCCACUGCGAGACCCCAAGGACUGGAAGUUUCUGACAUUGCCCAUCAUCAUGGUUGUUGCCUUUUCCAUGUGUAUAAUCUGCCUUCUAAUGGCCGGUGACACGUGGGCUGAGACGCUGGCUUACGUCCUGUUCUGGGGAACAGCCAGUGCAGUAACCGGUGGGCUUAUCCUCUUUUAUGGACGGGACUUUGUAGACGCUCCUAAGCUGGUCCAGAAGGAGAAGCUGGACUGAAUGUGUGCGUGUGGAAAGCAGCUGGGCCCUCGCAAACUCACCACCUCGUCCUCUUCCUCGUCAUCACUUUAUCUGCAUCAGCAGGCCUGGAGCCUUUACUAACGCUGGAGCGAGGAGGUUGGUGGGCAGCGAGGGUGGCUUUGUGCACCACAGCAGGAGACUGAAGAGUGCACAGGCCUGCUGCUCUCCACACUGUAGCGGACUGACGGUCUGUCUGAACUCGACACUGAACUCAGGAGCUGUUCUGACCCGAUGUCUUUGUUCCUCAUUUAACUGGAAUGCUGUGGACCUGUUUAAAUGUGUUUCUUGUUGUUCUCCACCUCAUUCCUUUUAUGAAAACAUGGGGAUCAGACUUCAAACAGCAUAGCUGUGAAGAUAUUCCUCAUUUGCAAAUUCUCAUGUAGAACUGGUGUGUCCUAGGUUAGACACUGCCUGUGGUUCAUAGUCUGCGUUUUAAGAUCAGUUUUAGCUUGAAUGGUUUUAGCUUCUUUUCUGGAGUGUUUGCAGGGAUCCAAGUGUGCUUGUCCUUCAGAAUCCAGUCAGCUAGAACACGAUUUAUGGUUGUGGAGUUAAAAACGGUCCCUUGAUGAAGAAAGGGGAUUCAUCCUGGAAACCCUGGACCUUGAGAAAGAAAGUUGUCAUUAACUCGUUUUCUUGUAUUACAUUGAACUAUUUUGCAUGUCACUUCACCAGAGGAAAAACACUCCAUCUGUGUCACUGUGGUACUAAAGGAUAAAUCAAAUCGAAACAGUAUUCUCUUCACAGAGACACCAUCGUGGCUGACAGUGUGCUGAUGUUAGGGCGAUGUCAUUUCUUUGGCUCCAAAUUAAAAAUGACAUUUAUAAAAAUGUUCGUCCUCUAGGUCUGUGCAUGUUCAUGUAUUUUGAAAACACGCCUGGAGUCUUCAAUAUCACUUCAAUUCAAAUGCUUUAUGUGUGCUUUAUAUUAUUAUUAUUAUUAAUAAGACAAAUAUCUACAAUAUAAAAGAUAAAAAGCCCAACAAUCAGCGCUGUUGUGACAGUGAACAAACCCGAGCUCAGCGGGCUGUGAGGGGCAGCAGAGGGACCCGUGUGGAGCUGCGUCGGGGUUUUGCUAUUUAAAAUAAAAAAAUGUGUUGAAUAAAUUUGUUUUUUCAGCUUCAAA
Messenger RNA from Maylandia zebra (zebra mbuna), 3267 nucleotides. It is a transcript of the gene sacm1lb, whose product is annotated as SAC1 like phosphatidylinositide phosphatase b. Lineage: Eukaryota; Metazoa; Chordata; Actinopteri; Cichliformes; Cichlidae. The record is from RefSeq and is a predicted model, not a curated record. Gene Ontology annotation, biological process: phosphatidylinositol dephosphorylation. Gene Ontology annotation, molecular function: phosphatidylinositol-4-phosphate phosphatase activity. Gene Ontology annotation, cellular component: endoplasmic reticulum.